AUGGUGAAUGGCUGUGACCCGGAUGAAGAUAAAGCAAAGACUGAGGUGGAACGGUCAGACAGGUUUGGGCGAAAACGGAUACUGUCUUUAAGUUAUUUCAUGUUUGCUGUCUCCAGCACCGCGGCUGCCUUUGCCCAGGCAAUGCUAGUUUACGGUUGCUUUCGCUUCCUGAUUGGAUUUUUCAUGUCAGGAAUUUUCCUUUCCAGCUCCUCACUCCUCACGGAAUGGACGACCACCCAGCACCGGUCCUCAUCAGUUGCCAUGAUAUCCUUACUGGUCAGCCUAGGGCAUCUGUUUGUGGGGUUCCUUUCCUAUGGCAUCCAGGAAUGGCGCAAACUCCAGCUGGUACUGUCUGUUCCCUUCUUUUUCUUCCUCCUGACCAACUGGUGGUUGCUAGAAUCUCCCAGAUGGCUGAUUGUCAACAAUAAAUUCGAUGAUGCCUUAAAGAUGCUCAGAAAAGCUGCAAAAAUCAAUGGAAAAAAGGAUAACUCGCUGACUAUAGAGGAUUUGAAAUCCGCCAUGAAGAAGGAGAUGUCUGCAAUCCAGACCCAUACCCCCAUGUUGGAUUUGGUUCGCUCACCCGUCCUUCUUAGAAGAAUGCUCUGUAUGUCUUUUAUAGGGUGGGUUCUCCAUAAUAUAAGAGGAAUAUUAACGUUUACGGCACCACCAAAAGAACCUCUCAGGUAGACACAGUAAAUAGGUACUAGAUAACAGGACAGGCUGAACAGCAUCUUCUCUCAAUGAUCCAUAGAACUGUAGAAUCUUAGAGUUA
This is a messenger RNA of Antechinus flavipes (yellow-footed antechinus), 772 nucleotides long. RefSeq names its product organic anion transporter 3-like. Lineage: Eukaryota; Metazoa; Chordata; Mammalia; Dasyuromorphia; Dasyuridae. Gene Ontology annotation, cellular component: membrane. The coding region runs from base 1 to 687 and encodes 228 amino acids. The record is from RefSeq and is a predicted model, not a curated record. The transcript is spliced from 5 exons. Gene Ontology annotation, molecular function: transmembrane transporter activity. Gene Ontology annotation, biological process: transmembrane transport.